UCUCAAAUUACGCACACGAAAUUUAGAGCAGAGGCGCACUUUUCCUGGUGACUUACUAAAACAGUAAAGGAACUAUCAUAUUGCGCACUUAUAGAUAGGCCAUUGUGUGUUAAUUUUAUUUAGGUGGUUAUACAUUUAUCUACAGCUUAGAGGAGAGGGCGCGCCACAGGAGCGCUUUUUGGGUAUUCUUUAAAAUAUCAGGCAUAAGCCCAACAUUAUGAAGUGCAGCCAUGGCAGGCAAGGGUAAGACAGCUGCGAGGACGCUGGAGGAUUUAACGCUCGAUUCCGGUUAUGGUGGAGCGGCGGAUUCCUUCAGGUCGUCCAGCGUGUCACUCUGUUGCUCGGACGCGCAUCUGUCGUAUGCGCAUGGGGGCAACUGCUGGCAUCUAACUGAAUCCAUGCACAGCAGACACAACAGUUUGGACACGGUCAACACCGUCCUGGCGGAAGACACGGAGAUCCUGGAGUGCUCGGGCCAGUGCGCCAAACUGCCCGAGCUGGAGGAGGACGUGCCGUGGAGUUUCGGCGAGGUGGAAGGCGCGUUGCGCAAAGACGAGGAGUUGUGCGUGGGGAACGCGUCGCGGGAGAUCCUGGUCAAGCUGUCCGCUUUGGUCAGUCGUGCGCUGGUGAGAGUCGCCAGGGAGGCUCAGCGCUUGAGUCUGCGCUACGCCAGAUGCACCAAGCACGAGAUUCAGAGCGCCAUCAAGAUGGUCCUCUCGUGGACCAUCUCGGUAAACUGCAUCACUGCGGCGCUCAGCGCGCUGUCACUUUACAACAUGAGCACGGGCGAUAAGUUCAGCCGGGGGAAGUCUACCCGAUGCGGACUCGUCUUCUCCGUGGGGAAGUUCUUCAGGUGGAUGGUGGAUAGCCGGGUGGCUCUGCGCAUCCACGAGCAUGCGGCGAUUUACUUGAGCGCCUGUAUGGAGAGCCUCUUCAGAGAGGUGUUCAGCCGGGUGCAGAGGAGCGCGCUGGUCGAGAAGGAGAACGGAGUUCCAAAGUUUACCGUGGAGUCCCUGGAACAGGCCAUUAAUAAUGACUCAGAGCUAUGGGGUCUUUUGCAGCCGUACCAGCACCUCAUUUGUGGCAAGAAUGCAAACGGUGUUUUGAGCCUGCCGGACAGUCUGAACCUGCACCGUGACCAGCAGCGUGCAGGGAAAACUGGAGAGGGUCAUGCCUACAGCCAAGCAGAACUCCGCACCAUUGAACAGUCCCUCCUGGCGACCAGAGUGGGGAGCAUUGCAGAGCUCAGUGACCUGGUGUCUCGUGCCAUGCAUCACCUUCAGCCUCUGCACAUCAAGAACCCCAGCAAUGGAACGCCAGUUCAUCAGAAUCGCACUGGCACAGUGCACUGGGAACCAGAAGCCCUCUACACACUUUGCUACUUCAUGCACUGCCCACAGAUGGAAUGGGAAAACCCUAAUGUAGAACCCUCAAAAAUCACCCUGCAUACUGAGAGGCCAUUCCUGGUACUGCCUCCUCUGAUGGAAUGGAUACGAGUGGCUGUGGCACACACAGAACACCGCCGAAGUUUCUCGGUAGACAGCGACGAUGUGCGACAGGCGGCCAGACUGCUGUUACCCGGGGUGGACUGUGAGCCAAGGCAGCUGAAAGCAGAUGAUUGCUUCAGUGCUACACGGAAACUGGACGCUGCCUCCACAGAAGCAAAAUUCCUGCAGGACCUGGGCUUCCGGAUGCUCAAUUGUGGACGAACUGACCUGGUCAAGCAAGCAGUCAACCUGCUCGGGCCAGAUGGCAUUAACAGUAUGAGUGAACAGGGCAUGACCCCUCUCAUGUACGCCUGUGUCCGUGGGGACGAGGCCAUGGUGCAAAUGCUGCUGGAUGCUGGAGCAGACAUUAACAGCGAGGUGCCCAGCUCACUACACAAGCACCCCUCAGUUUAUCCUGACACCAGGCAGGGGACGCCACUCACAUUCGCCGUGUUACACGGACACGUCCCUGUCGUUCAGCUUCUUCUCGAUGCCCGAGUGAAUGUAGAGGGAGGGAUUCAAGACGGCAUGGAGAAUUACACAGAGACUCCAUUACAGCUGGCAUCUGCGGCAGGUAACUUUGAGCUGGUCAGUCUGCUUUUGGAAAGAGGAGCAGACCCAUUGAUUGGUACCACUUACCGUAAUGGGAUUUCCUCCGGCCCCCUAGGCGAAAUGAACUCAUACAGCUUGGCAGCAGCACACGGACACAGGAAUGUGUUCCGGAAGCUUCUGUCCCAAGUGGAAAAGGACAAGGGGGACGUGCUGUCUCUGGAAGAGAUCCUAGCUGAAGGCUCUGAGCCAGGAGAGAGGAGAGUGCCACACACAGAGGGCACCCUCCGGACAGGCAAGGCCAAACUAAGGGCCCUCCGCGAGGCCAUGUACCACAGUGCCGAGCACGGCCAUGUGGACAUUACCAUAGACAUCCGCAGCUUGGGCGUGCCCUGGACCCUGCACACAUGGCUGGAGUCUCUGCGUACGUGCUUUGUGCAGCAGCGGCGACCACUGAUCCAGGGCCUGCUGAAGGACUUCAACUGCAUUAAAGAAGACGAGUACACAGAGGAACUCAUCACACACGGACUGCCACUCAUGUUCCAGAUCCUCCGUGCCAGCAAGAACGAAGUCAUCAGCCAGCAGUUGUCGGUGAUCUUUACCCAGUGCUACGGGCCUUUCCCAAUCCCCAAACUCACAGAGAUUAAAAAGAAGCAAACAUCUCGUCUGGAUCCACACUUUCUCAAUAAUAAAGAGAUGUCUGAUGUGACAUUUCUGGUGGAAGGAAAACCCUUUUAUGCCCAUAAAGUGCUGCUCUUCACUUCCUCACAAAGGUUUAAGUCUCUGCUUUCUAACAGACCAGCAGCUGAAAACACUUGCAUCGAGAUCAGUCAUGUCAAGUACAACAUUUUUCAGUUGGUAAUGCAGUACCUCUACUGUGGCGGCACUGAGUCACUGCACAUCAGGAACACUGAAAUAAUGGAGCUCCUGUCUGCAGCCAAAUUCUUCCAGCUUGAGGCUCUCCAAAGACACUGUGAAAUAAUCUGCUCCAAGAACAUCACUACCGACACCUGUGUGGACAUAUAUAAACAUGCCAAGUUCCUUGGAGCCUUGGAGCUGGCAGCUUUCAUCGAAGGCUAUUUCCUGAAGAAUAUGGUGCUCCUGAUCGAGCUGGAAGACUUUAAGCAGCUUCUAUACGAGGUUCCUGCAGAGAGCCCUGGUCCAGGGCCAGCUUAUGACGUGCUUCAUGAUCUCGAGAGAACCCUGGCCUUGCGGAUCCGCUCCAUCCAUCUUUCCACCUCCAAGGGCUCCAUUGUCUGACACUUUCACCAUAUUCACGCACAUCACACCAACUCUUACUUACUGUGCUUUCGUUGAGAGCCCCAUUGUUGUGUACAACUAUCUGACAACUGGUUGGAGACAUUUAAAACAUCAGAGCCAACACGAUUAGCACAUGCCUAAUUGGAUGUACUGUAUGUAGGACCUAGAGAUUUCUUUUUAUUCCACAGGCUUACAUCUCCACAACGUUACAGAAACGUCAGCCUGCUGAACUCAUACCAUUCCAAGGGCUACGUUACAGGACAUUCUAUAAACAUCCUAGCAACGUUGUGACACCUGACCAAUUAUGUCAUCACUGCCUCGGUCAUGCAUGUCGAUGGGUCUGUUUCAUUGUUAGGUGGACGCUGUCUAUUGCCAAUGAUUGUCACGCUACCCGCUGUGCACUCAGCUUUACUGUGGGCAUAUGUUUAGCAACACAUGGUAAUAUUACUCUCCGUUCCAAUUUACAGUACAUAAUAUUGUUAGCCUGCCUUCUGAAUACUGAAUUUGUGUAAACUUAUCUCCAAGUGACAAAUUUCUCGAAAUGCUAAGCAAAUGAUGCAUGUUGCUAAAAACAGCCAUUACGUUUGGUAGGUUGCUGCCAUUACGUUUCCUAAGCCAUCUGUGUUGAAGCAGGAGAAAGCUCCUUGUCAAACAUCCUUUAGGUGUAGAGUUCUAAAAUGGAGGUUUUAUAUACUUAAUACUGACAUUCAACUACUAAAAUUUUUGGUAUCUUUGUGAACAAUAAUAUGCCAGCUAUUUAAAUCCAAGCACUUGUGUUUGAUCUAAAUGCUUUGCGAUUUUAAGAAGUAUUGAUUUGCUAACUUCAAACAAAGUGGCACAGGAUACAUAGAGUCUUUUGUACACUGAUCCAACACAAAUUAUCCCAUCAAUAGUAGACUUCAAAAAAAUGUUUUGUUGUUUUAAGCUGAGAUUUUUCAUUACCUCCUCGCCCAAAAUGUUGUGUUCUCAACCAUUGCACUGGUUUUGAGCUAAGUGUCUCCAUUUGUUUCAGCACACAAGUUUUAAUGACCCUCAAAACCACCACUGUGCUUAGUACACUCAGAACUGAGUAGUUCAUCCUUGCCUUGAGGUUGUGUAAUUAAUGAUCUGUGUCAAUAAUCUGCAUGGGUCCUCUCGAACUUUUGAAGAAUACUAAAAUCAGUGCUCUUCAAUACUAAUUUUCCUGUUUUAAGAGCUAUUUUUUCUUUUGUGGAUGCAAAGUUGUUUAGUCUGAUGAAAUUUACUUACAGGACUUUGUCUUUGUUGCUUGCAAGUCUGUCUAAUAGUGUAUGAAAGAUGCCAUUGCACUGGUCACUACCUUUGUGACCCAAUGUACUGUACAUAUUCCCGGUCCUCACCUGCUGCAUUGCUUUUGUUAAAUGUGAAGCCAGCAAAAAAAAAAAAAAAAAAAAAAAAAAAAUUUAAUGUUUCUGCCAAAGUGCAUGUUCCAGUUUUCCUGUGUUUGUCUGUACCCUUCGCGAUGUUGGUAAGUUAGAAACUGUACUGGAAGUAUAGUGUUACCAGCAGAGGAUUUUUGACCAGGCUAAACCCAAAGGAACAGGUUUUCAACUGUCACACGUCAUCCAAAGAAUAUUUGUAGAUGACAUCAUAAAAUAUCUCAACCAAAUAGUUUUCUUGUCCAUUUCAGAAUAUUUAUCAGUACAAACAAGAAGAGAAUAUUUGAUAAUAUCCAUACUUUUAACUAUUUAUAGUAAGGGUAUGCACCUUACCAUAAUGUGCUGGUAGUGCUCUCCAGGAGUCCUGUUUUGAUUAGAGAUGUAUUGUAUGAUUUAUAUUUUAUGUACAGCAGAGCAACGGAGUAACUUUAAUGGUCAUGAACAUCCAACUCCUCAUGUAAAAUGAAAAGGUUGGUUAAUUAUGUUAAAUUUAAAUGCAUAGUUUAUUGAUAUGUAGCUAACUAUGGAAUAACAGUAUCAUGAUGCAAAUAAUUUAAAACUGUGAAGAUACAUUUAUUUUAAAAGACUUAGUAUAGUUACUUUAUUUUCUUACAAAGUACAUUUAUUGUUAAAUCCUUGUCUGCUUUUUUGUGUAUCAGAGGUAAAAAUAAGUCAUAACGUAAUUGUAUAUGUCCUUGCGUUUGCAGAAUGUCAUUGCUUUGACAAACUAAAACAAACAGAGACAAGGAUAAAACAUUUUUAUGUAAUUUUAAAGAUUGGACCUGAUUACUUGCGAUGUCUACAUUUUAACCCUCAAUGAUAUGUGUUCAGAUUGAUGACUGGAUUUUCAAAAGCAAUAUUUGGCACAAAUAUUUCCGUGCUAAUAUGUAUCAUGUAAGGUUUAUGCUUUCUUAUCUGACCUUUAUUAGUCAUGCAUAGGUGUAGCUUUUGACCUCUUUGAAAAUAAUUCACUAUAGGGACAAAUGUAGUGUCAAUAGAUCUGUACACCCCUUCCCAUAAAAAGUGACUUGCUCAGUGUUUCUUGGCUUCAGCUUUUUCUGCUUCGGGCUGUUUUUCAAUCUCCACUAAUGCACAACUUCUGACAUCUCUAUUAGACAAAACCUGCAUGCUUUGGCUGGAUCAGAGUCUAACAGAAUUUGUUUGCUAUUAUUAUUUCACUUGAUUGAAACAUUGUACAAAAGAUAUCUAGAUAAAUAUCUAUAGAACUUGGUGUAAAUAUAAGGGUUGUGGUUGAGUUUAACAAUCAAAACAAGAAUGUUACACUUGUGCUACAGUGCAGUUGUUCAAUGACAUGCAUUUGUGUACAGCCAAUAGAAAUGACCACGACUGACCACUGUGUUGGGUCAUCAUUAAAAUUUCUGUUAUAAGCUGUCAAGUUUUUGAUUGAUUGAUUGAUACCUUAAAUGUUUUGAAUAGAGCGUUUACAUGUAAUUUCAUUGAGAGUGUCAUGAUUAACAUUGUAUACUGCCCUGUACAUGUAAAGAUUUUUUUUGUUUUGUUUUGUAAACUGUCUUUUAUACGCCCAAACAGAGACAUUAUUUAUUAUUCGGAAUCCCCAGGUUGAUGUCAAGAUCAUGGGUGUGAUUUUUUUCAGAUAUGAUUUACCUGGAAUAACAGUAAAGGAGUGAUUGAUCUUGUUAAACGGCACCACUUCUGGAGAAUUUGACAGCAGUGUUAAACCAAUUUUUAAAUCCCCGAACUGAAUAAGCCAUUUUUUGAUUCUUUUGUAGAUUAUAUUAUAUAAUGGAAACGUAUGCCUAUAAUUAUUAAUGACACUUAACCUGUCAAUAUUAGUGGAUGACAGGAAAUGGGACCCCAUUAAGAAUAUAAAUGAUAGAGUAUCGAACCUAUGAAUUAAAGUAUUAAAGUAUAAGAAUUUGAGUAAUACAAUUAAUUUUAAACACCUUUUUAAUCAGUUUAAUCAAUCAUUCUGGGACAUCGAACAGACUUUGAGAAACGAAAGUAAACCGAGAAAUAUUUUUAUUUUAUUUGAUUAUAUUUUAUUUAAAAAUUAAAAUGUAUGUUUUAAUUUUAUUUUACUGUAGUAUUUUUGUAUUAUAAUUAGACCUCCCAGUGAGAGAGUGAGGGUUCCCAAUGAUUGCAGGAUUCAUACCAGCUCCUUGAUUCAUUGUAAGCUUGUAAACAUUUGUAGCAAAGAACUUUAAAUACAAUAUGUUUUAUUGGCCAGAUAAACUUACUCUUACGAAGACUUUUAUGUGGCUCAUUGAGUUCAGUGUAGAGUCAGAUACUGUAUGUGCUUUUAAAAGGAUAAUUCACCCAAAAAUGAAAAUUCAAUCAUUGUUUACUCA
Molecule: messenger RNA, 7023 nt
Organism: Myxocyprinus asiaticus (Chinese sucker)
Lineage: Eukaryota; Metazoa; Chordata; Actinopteri; Cypriniformes; Catostomidae
Gene: abtb3a
Product: BTB (POZ) domain containing 11a
Exons: 17
Coding region: 231-3296 (1021 amino acids)
Cellular component (GO): nucleosome
Molecular function (GO): structural constituent of chromatin; protein heterodimerization activity; DNA binding
Source: RefSeq, a predicted model, not a curated record